AUGGAGAGAACUUGCUUUGCUCUUUUGCGUGUAGUGUUGUUAGUGCAUUGUCUUUUGGCUUGUUUAGCUGGGAGUGUUGCCAACAUUACUAGUGACCAAUCUUCUCUUCUUGCCUUGAAAUCCCACAUAACGUUUAACUCUCGUGGUGUCUUGGCUAACAAUUGGUCCACAACUACCUCAAUUUGUAACUGGAUUGGGGUCACUUGCGGCACUCGCCACCUACGAGUGACAUCCUUGAAUAUUUCUAACCUGGCUCUUGAAGGUACAAUUCCACCAAACCUAGGUAACCUCUCAUUUCUCGUUUCCCUCGACCUUAGUACCAACAAUUUCAGUGGUCAUCUGCCCCAUGAAUUAUCUCAUCUGCGUCGAUUGAAAUUCAUGAAUUUGGAAGUUAACAAAUUUAGUGGACAGCUUCCACCUUCCCUCUCCAACAUAUCAAUGUUAGAACACUUGGAUUUAUCUUCCAAUUUUCUACAUGGAAUGAUUCCACAAGAGGUUGGUAAUCUUCAUCACCUGAAGAUUCUAAACAUGCAAUAUAACCAGUUUGUAGGCAAUGUGCCACUAACCAUCUUCAAUAUCUCGUCGCUGCAAGCAAUUGGUUUUACGAGCAAUAGCUUAUCUGGUAAUCUUCCAAUGGAUAUGUGCCGUCGUCUUUCAAACCUCCAAUUGCUUUAUCUAUCUCUGAAUGAGUUACAUGGCGAAAUUCCAUCAAGUUUAUAUGAGUGCUCAGAACUUCAAAGUUUGUCACUAUCAUUUAACAAAUUCAAUGGACCCAUUCGUAAAGGGAUUUGGAAUUUAACUGUGCUCAGGCAGUUAUAUCUUGGAUAUAACAACUUGGAAGGUGAAAUUCCGGAGGACAUGGGUAACCUUCGUAAUUUGGAGGAUUUAUCUAUACCGAUUGCCCGCCUCUUUGGUCGCAUUCCAUCAUCCAUAUUUAACAUUACUUCUUUGAAACAGAUUUCAUUUUAUGCGAACAACUUGACUGUUGCGAUCAAGAACCAUGAUCGGAGAAGGAAGUACGCGCCAGUAAGGAGAGAAUCGAAGCGAUCAGUAUGA
This is a messenger RNA of Cornus florida, 1056 nucleotides long. RefSeq names its product LRR receptor-like serine/threonine-protein kinase EFR. Gene Ontology annotation, molecular function: protein binding. NCBI's taxonomy places the organism in Eukaryota, Viridiplantae, Streptophyta, Magnoliopsida, Cornales, Cornaceae. The transcript is spliced from 3 exons. The coding region runs from base 1 to 1056 and encodes 351 amino acids. The record is from RefSeq and is a predicted model, not a curated record.